AGGUGAGACAGAAAAAGAUCCUUUUUGGUGACCUUCUGCAGCGUGUGGAUAAACACCUUGAGCAAUUUGACGUGGAGACAUUGAGCGAGCUUAUCCAUCACCAACAAUCGGUCUCCACUCCGGUGGCCUCCGUUCGCUUGGCUGCUAUGAGCCCCUGCAGCUUCAGCAACAACGGUGUACAAUCAUUGACCAUGAGUGGCAUCUUCCGCCAGGAGCUGGACUCAAUGGAGGAAAUAGCUGAUGAGGGCCGCCAGUACUCUAUUGACACUGACACCAUGCUAUCUUGCAAUUCCGUGACAGAAUUGAUGGAAGUGAAGAUGUAGGCGUCGCGAGG
This is a messenger RNA of Cladocopium goreaui, 334 nucleotides long. Lineage: Eukaryota; Dinophyceae; Suessiales; Symbiodiniaceae. The record is from the annotation of a GenBank genome assembly.